AUUUGCAGUUAAGGCUCUUACUAACGUCAUCAAAUUGUACCGAUGCCUCACCGAUGGCGAAUAUCAGAGUUCUCCCUGCUUUUAUUGCGGAAAUGAAAAUUAGGAAAAUUAAUUGACCCAACUACCAUUGUAGACCAGCAACAUAGGCGCUUAAAACCCUUCUGUAACGCUAACGCUUCUUAAGCAGUCAGGCAAAGAUAGUAAAUAUGAAAAAAAUAUGGUUUUUCGUUAGCGCCUUGAUAGCCCAGCAAAUCUGUUUCUUGGACUUCUUUAUAUGGAAUUGAAGUUGUGCUCGACCAAAGCCAAAACUCAAAUAUGUAAUUUACAAUUUUUAGGUUAGCACAUCCAAUGCUCUAAAUACAACAAAACAUUUGGUUUUAUUUGAAUCUCCCAUGCCAUUUACAGAGUUUACCAUUCUCUACAGGGUCUCAAUGCCUUCAUAAAUAAUACAAGCGUAGUAAAUUGCGAAUAAAAUCCACAAUGCAAAGAUAUCUCGCUAUCAUUUUUUGUCUCUAAAGCUUUCAUCAAAUAUUUGCAAAUCAACGAACUCAACGCAGUCACUUCGUUCGGUCCACUUUACAUGCUGGCCGGGUAAUGAUGUGAUUGCGUAUACCAAAAGGCACGCUCACACCACAACGGCCAGUGUGCUUCUUUCGAUCUCAUUCCCAGUAUGCCACUGCUGCUGAGCAAUCGCAGUGUUGACAACUUCAUUGUCUAUUAUGAACACGAGCAGAAAUAUGAGAAGCUUUUCAUGCAGCUGGAAGCGCUACCACGCGUCUGUUGGCGUCUAAUCAAAUUUUGUUUUGGUCUGGAUUUACUACGCGCUUUGAUAACCAAAUUUUUUCAUUCCUACAAAGGUAUUUAUGACAGCGAUCGAUUGUUGAUGUCCUGCGGUUCACUGUACACGGCGCUUUCGCGCACCUAUCCAGAGGCACAGGCACCAGCCAAAUCGACGGUAAUCCCUGUAGAAGCGAGCGGCGAGCGGACGCCAUUGUUUAAGGGUAGCAAAAGUUAUGGUGGUGGCACUGCAACGGCGGCAAUCGGUGAUGGUUAUGCCAGCAAGAGUGGGGCUGAUAGCAGCUAUGGCAGUGAGAAUGAUAACUCCAGUAUCAAAGGCGGCAAGGGCAUCGUUAAUGUGGCGAUGCGAAAACAUGGAAAGGAAUGCUGCGCUUACGCACAAAUGAUGACAUUUGUUUCGAUUCUAGCUGGUGGUUGUGUUAUCGCCGCUUAUCUCUUAAUUGCUGAAUCACGCUUGCCGACUUUGCGAUUCUCGUUGGAUCUGGUACAUCGUCACCUGUGGAGCAAUGUUUCCGCACCACUCGCCGCCAUCUUGAACCACUCCAACGUACUAAAUAUUGUGAUAAUGCAGACUGGUGGAACUAAUUGUGAUAAAUAUGAGAAAUGCCUACAAAUUCUACGCGAACUUCAAAAGCAGUAUCAAGAAAAGCAUGGCACCGCUCAGGAGAUUCCGUUUAACUUUCUGAUUGGCGGCGAUCGACAGACCUAUGAGGCACGCGGUUGGAACUAUGAAAGUGGGCUGCCAUUGGUGGUGGUGCCACAGAAUGCCUCGCUGGUGAUUGCAUUCAUAGGCAACUACACGAUAUCGGCGCCCAAUGCGAUGCAGCUGCGCUCGGCUCUUUCGCUCAUUGCUGAGUCGGUGCGACAAAAGAAGCUCCAGCGCAAAUAUAAAAUAUUUGGCCUGCAGAAUUCAAGCGACGCUUAUAAUGACGGAAAGGCGCUUUUUGGCGCCAUUGGCCAGUGGAAACAGUUCGAUGGUCUGUUAGAAGUGAUUUGACUAGGGUCUCGAUUUUUUUUUUGCACUACCUGCUGAAUGUCCAUAUGUAUUUUUACGUAAAUGUAUGUGCAUAUGCGUAUUUGUUUGAUAUGUUGCUCAGUUAAAUUUUUUGCUUCAUGGCAAGCCAAAAAAUUAAUUCAAAAUUAGAAGGUAUUAGUUAUUUU
Messenger RNA from Rhagoletis pomonella (apple maggot), 1959 nucleotides. RefSeq lists its product as uncharacterized. NCBI's taxonomy places the organism in Eukaryota, Metazoa, Arthropoda, Insecta, Diptera, Tephritidae. The record is from RefSeq and is a predicted model, not a curated record. Gene Ontology annotation, molecular function: zinc ion binding; N-acetylmuramoyl-L-alanine amidase activity. Gene Ontology annotation, biological process: peptidoglycan catabolic process.